Molecule: messenger RNA, 1463 nt
Organism: Suncus etruscus (white-toothed pygmy shrew)
Lineage: Eukaryota; Metazoa; Chordata; Mammalia; Eulipotyphla; Soricidae
Gene: NSFL1C
Product: NSFL1 cofactor
Exons: 9
Coding region: 9-1121 (370 amino acids)
Biological process (GO): nuclear membrane reassembly; autophagosome assembly; proteasome-mediated ubiquitin-dependent protein catabolic process
Cellular component (GO): cytosol; nucleus
Molecular function (GO): ubiquitin binding
Source: RefSeq, a predicted model, not a curated record
AAGCGAAGAUGGCGGCGGAGCGGCAGGACGCGCUGCGGGAGUUCGUGGCGGUGACGGGCACCGAGGACGACCGAGCGCGCUUUUUUCUCGAGUCGGCCGGCUGGGACCUGCAGAUUGCACUAGCAAGCUUUUAUGAGGAUGGAGGGGAUGACGACAUUGUGACCAUUUCACAGGCAACCCCCAGUUCAGUGUCCAGAGGCACAGCCCCCAGCGAUAAUAGGGUGACAUCCUUCAGAGACCUCAUUCAUGACCAAGACGAGGAUGAGGAAGAAGAAGAAGGACAGAGGUUUUAUGCUGGGGGCUCAGAGAGAAGUGGACAGCAGAUUGUUGGUCCUCCCAGGAAGAAAAGUCCCAACGAGCUGGUGGAUGAUCUUUUUAAAGGUGCCAAAGAGCAUGGAGCUGUGGCUGUGGAACGAGUGACCAAGAGCCCUGGAGAGACCAGUAAACCAAGACCAUUUGCAGGGGGUGGCUACCGCCUUGGGGCAGCUCCAGAGGAGGAAUCUGCCUACGUGGCAGGAGAAAGGAGGCGGCAUUCUGGCCAAGAUGUUCAUGUUGUAUUGAAACUCUGGAAGAGUGGGUUCAGUCUGGAUAAUGGUGAACUCAGAAGCUACCAAGACCCAGCCAAUGCCCAGUUUCUGGAAUCUAUCCGCAGAGGGGAAGUGCCAGCAGAGUUGCGGAGGUUAGCACACGGCGGACAGGUGAAUUUGGACAUGGAAGACCAUCGGGAUGAGGAUUUUGUAAAGCCCAAGGGAGCCUUCAAAGCAUUCACUGGCGAGGGUCAGAAACUGGGCAGCACUGCUCCCCAGAUAUUGCAUACCAGCUCUCCGGCCCAGCAGGCAGAAAAUGAAGCCAAAGCCAGCUCUUCCAUCUCAAUUGACGACUCACAGCCUACCACAAACAUCCAAAUACGGCUCGCUGACGGUGGGAGGCUGGUGCAGAAAUUUAACCACAGCCACAGGAUCAGCGACAUCCGACUCUUCAUUGUGGAUGCCCGGCCGGCUAUGGCUGCCACCAGCUUUGUCCUCAUGACUACCUUCCCAAACAAAGAGCUAGCUGAUGAGAACCAGACCCUGAAGGAAGCCAACCUGCUCAACGCCGUCAUUGUGCAGCGGUUAACAUAACCCCCUGGCCCCGUGGGCAGCUUCACCUCCCUCCUGAGUCUCCCACGGCCCGCUGCCCCAUGGGGACCACACCCACACCCCUCCCACAUACCCAGCCGUCCAGUGCCACGUCUUCUUCGUAGCUCUGGGUUCUUAGAUCUCAGUUGGACAUUUGUUUUCUUUUAGUUGCAUUUCCUGGGUUUUUGUGACGAUCAAUGGACUUUAAAGAAAAUAAUAAAAACAAAAACACCAAAAAAAAUCGAAGGAAUAUCACCAGCAUGUUGUGUGGAACCUCUCCCACUGAGUAGGUUCUUACUGUAAAGUCAUUUAUCUCGAGGAUCUGUGGGGAGGAACUUCCUUCCA